This is a messenger RNA of Bactrocera oleae (olive fruit fly), 2625 nucleotides long. The record is from RefSeq and is a predicted model, not a curated record. NCBI's taxonomy places the organism in Eukaryota, Metazoa, Arthropoda, Insecta, Diptera, Tephritidae.
GUACAUUACUGUAGUCUUUGUUUUUCUAAGUUGACAAAUAUAAUUGCUAUGAAGUAUUAAAAUUGGUUAAUAAUCGCGACGGUUAAACGAAUACACUUCUUGGCGAAACUAAGUUAACGAGUUACUCUUACUAAGUCAUUUAGAAUUGAACGGAAUAUAAUUUCGUUUACUAAUACGAGAACGAAGUCAUUAAAACACCACUUAGCGUGAUUAAUUACUAAAUUAAAUUUGUUAAAUAUCCCAGUGUAUAUGGUACCUACACAUUCCUUGAUUAAUUUACAUUACUGUGUACUUCCUUCACAAGUUUAAGAGAAUGAGUGUAUUUGACAUAUGAUAUGUGUAUGUAUGUAGAUAUAAGCAUGUAUGCAAAUCCAGUCAGCAAAUACCAAUAACCGUAUUCGACAUGCGAGAUGUUCAAAUUUUCUUUGUAAUUUGUUUUAUUGAGUAAACAUAUAUGUGUAUCAAAUCUUUACGAUUUAAGCAUAGACAUGCAUACAUCUUAGCUGAGGUUGGGAUUUGUGCCUAUUUGCGAAAAAAGGAGGAAGGAUAUUUCUGUUUUAAAAAACAAAAGUCUGUAUACAGUGUCGUCCAUGACUUUGCAAUAGUGGACAUUAAUUAUAAACGUGAAUCGUUUGAACUAAAAAACUGUAAAAGUGUUGGGCAAGCUUCUUAUAUUAAAAAAAUAAAUUUUACAUUUUGUUUGAUCCUCUACAUAUACACAGGUACAUAUGUACAUACAUAUUAUUAUAUCCGAUAUAUAAUUUUGGUCUAUAAUAUACGUACCUUUUGCAUAAUAAAAAGCACGGAGGCAUUAUUAAUUUGUUAAAUGGGUUGUCUUGCAUAAAAUCAAUUACCGUUAUUAGCUUCUAGCUACUAUCUGUGAUCUAUGAUUUCUGAUAAUCAAUACAUACAUAUAUUCGAUAAAUGUUGUGAGUGAAAUACACAGCACAUACAUUUGAUCAAAUUUCAAAGCCACAAGUAUUUCAGUAAUUUUAGCAGCUCCUGCCAAUCCGUAAUAUUAACUGAUGAAACACUACUAUUUAAGAUUAUUAGUAUGCCGUCCAACAAAGUGAAACCAUCGCCAAUACAGCGCCACCAUAUUGGCUUAAAUCAAUUCUUGCGCCAACCACAAACACAUAACUCAAUUUUUAAGGACAUGCGAAUCACAUUAUAUGUUUUGAAGGCAACAGGUCUGUUACCAAUCUACGAAGAGGUUUCUAGAUAUGAAGUUGGACCACCUACAAAGGCAAACAUUUUCUAUUCAUUUUUCAUUCGAGGGGUUGUACAAACCUUUACUUUAUUCAACCUCUAUAAUCUCCUAACGCCUGGAUCAGCACAACUAUUUUACUCCUACAGUGAUACAGAUAAUGUGAAUAAAUGGAUUGAGUUUUUAUUGUGUAUGUUAUCUCAUUCGACGACUGUUAUAAUUUGUGGUAGAAAUUCAAAACUAUUUAUAAAAAUCAUAAAUGAAAUAUUGAAAGUGGAUGAGGAUGUCUUUGACCGAUUCCGAGAAACUUUGGAAAAUAAAUGUGAAUUCUCACUAAAGUACAUCGUGGGCAUAUGUAUUUGCCAAUGGUAUUUAAUGGUACUACGCGUUUUAGCUGUUAAAGAUACUAUUAACGUUAACUCAUAUAUAUUUAUAUUUAUCUACGCUAUGCAAAAUGGCAUGACAACUAUUUUCAUUGUUUUUACGGCGGCUUUAUUAAGAAUCCUAAAGAUGCGUUUCACUCACAUAAACGCAACCCUCAAAAGUUACACGUAUAGCGAACGGCGUAAGCUACGACGUAUCCCAGGAGAAGAUAGAGAUGUAAUUACAAUGGACUCUUUUCCUGAGGAUUCUUUAUUUAUAUACCGUAUUCACAAUAAGUUGCUACGGAUCUAUCGUUUAAUUAAUGAUUGCUGCAGCUUGAUUUUGGUGGCAUAUAUGGGUUAUGCGUUCUACACUAUUACUACUACUACUUAUAAUCUAUUUGUUCAAAUAACAACACAGCGCUUAUCAUUUAAUGUGUUACAAACAUGCUUUGUGUGGCUUGCAAUGCACACAUGUGUCUUGGCACUACUGUCAAAAAAUUGUGGACAAGCUACAGAUGAGGCUAAUGGAACUUCGCAAGUUUUGGCACGUAUCUACGGCGCAACUAAAGAUCAUCAAAAUAUAGUGGACAAGUUUUUAACAAAAAGUAUUAAGCAAGAGGUGCAAUUCACUGCUUACGGAUUUUUCAUAAUUGAUAACUCCACACUUUUCAAAAUCUUCUCAGCUGUAACAACUUACUUGGUAAUUUUGAUCCAGUUCAAACAAUUGGAAGAUUCCAAAAUGGAAGAUGAUUCGAGUUAAAUUGCGAAUAUAUAACAAAUAAUUCCUUUUCACUAUUACCAAAUUAUUAAAUAUUUAUUCAAUCAUACACAAUACAGCAUUAUUCAUAGCUUUUGAACAAAUAUUAUAUAUAAAAUUUCAAAGUAAAUGAAAAUGUUUAAAUUUUCACUGAAAUAUACAGUAAUUGUGUAAACCUUAAAUAUUCUUCAAUUUUCACAAUUUAUUUAAUGUAAAGUUAAAAAAUCUUUUAUAUUUUGAAGGUUGAUAUUAUUUAUUGAAGUCUUUCUUGGAAAUAAAGGAAUUACCUACAUAAU